Telopea speciosissima is the source of this 1766-nucleotide messenger RNA. RefSeq lists its product as uncharacterized. The transcript is spliced from 18 exons. The coding region runs from base 49 to 1545 and encodes 498 amino acids. Lineage: Eukaryota; Viridiplantae; Streptophyta; Magnoliopsida; Proteales; Proteaceae. Gene Ontology annotation, molecular function: protein binding. The record is from RefSeq and is a predicted model, not a curated record.
UGCUGUACACCAUCGGCUAUCCUCGCUAACCCUAGCUAAGCCUUGUCCAUGGACAAAUUUGUCGUUCUUCGUUCUACUUCACCAGAAGGCCAUAAACCCAUCCGAAGGCCUCGAUGGAGGAGGAGCAUUGCCGAGUUGGAUGGCAGGCUAUCUUCCAAGUAUCGCCAUGAAAUGUCUAGUUUGUUGCUUGAAUCCUAUUCUGAGAUAGGAGCUUUCAGUCAUUCGUACCACAUUGGUGGCAGGAGAUGUCCGAGUCAUAUGCAUCGAAUUGGCAACAUUAUUGACCCAAAUCAUCUGGCACCUCUUAGUCUUAGAAGAGAGGGCGUUUCUGGACUGGAAUUUGACACCAAGGGAAUAUACUUGGCAUCAGUAACAAAAUCGGGGUGUUUAACAAUUCAUGACUUUGAAACUCUUUAUUGCCUGAGUAGUGGUCUAUCACCAUGUUUGGAAGAAGAUGAAACUAAACAUUUGCUGCACCUUUCUACUCAUCAACUUGAUGUCGUUCGAUGGAAUCCAGUUAACCAAGAUGAGGUUGCUUGCACAUCAAUGCAGAGUAAUGAAGUUCUUCUUUUUGAUAUUGGUUACGUCUCUUCUGAACCAACAGAGGUGCUAAGAAAGAGGCCUACCGUCACGGUGCAUGGUUGUGAAACCCUCAAGGGUUUAUCUGAUAUUUCUUUUACUUCCAUUGACAAAUCAAGGUUGCUUGCAUCUGAUGUUUACGGCAUCAUCAAUGUAUGGGACAGGAGAGCGAGUAAUCUUCCAUGUCUUGAGCUGACCACCAAUUCCCGUAGCACUAUUAAUAGUAUCCAGUUAAAUGUGGAAAAUCGGAUUGUUUUUGGGGCAAGUAAACAUGGCAUCAUCUAUGUUUGGGAUAUUCGUGGAGGAAGAACAUCUGUGGCUUUUCAAAGUCAUAAAGAGGUUAGUCAUCCUCCUCUAGCAUCUUUGAAGCUAGCAUCACUGCUAGAGAAAAUCAGGCCCUUGAAGGCACAAUCAGAAAUUUUAUCAAAGGAAAUACACUCAAUUGAUCUCGACCCAUCUUGUCCAUAUCAAUUAGCAUUCCAUCUUGAUGAUGGUUGGUCAGGUGUUCUGGAUACCAAUAAUUUUGAAGUUACUCACAUGCAUUGCCCACCUCCUGCUUGGUUGAAUGGAGCAGACAUAUCAUCUGGUUAUUCAUACUUGAGAAAACCAUCAUGGCUAACAACAUGUUCAAUCUAUGCAGUUGGGUCAUCCUCUGAUAGUGGGGUUCAUCUUUUAGAUUUUUAUCCAGGCCCUAGCUCAGCUUGCCAUGUGGAUUUCAAUGAGGACACACAAUGCAUUUCUAAGGAAGAAAAGCAGAACAGUCGAAACAAAUUUGUUCCUUUAUCAGAAGGUGUUACUGCUUGUGCUGCUCACCCGAUCAAUUCUACCAUCAUAGCUGGAACGAAGCGAUCCUCUUUGUUAGUGAUCUCUCAAAGGCGCCAGUGUCAUCCUAGUAAUUAUAGCCCAAGCAAUGAUGGGUUCUCUUAUUUAGUAGCUGUUGAGGAGUUCGAAAACUCACCAAUUUGAGCAGGCAUUACAAGGUGUGUGAAGCUUUAAAAAUGGAUAUAUUGCAGAAGUGGCAGGCAUCUGUGGGACAUCACUUCCAAGAAAAGUUCCAUUCAGGUUCAUUGUUUUCGAACCAGGUGAUCCUACAAGCAAUCUGAUUGGGACAGUCAGUAUUCCUUGACUUUUUUCCAUGGUACUAGUACGCAAUUUUGUAGGUCCUAAAGCAGUACGGUGAUAUGGUA